GGAGUAGUCUUUGAAUCGAAAAGCAGCUGACGCCUUUAAAUGAACUCUUUAGCUUAUAUCUUCAACUUUAUACAGCAUAAAAUAGCUUAAUCAUUAAAAUGAACAUCGGCUGCGCCAUUAGAAUCAAUAAGCGGAUGUCUAAAAGCUGAACAGGAACUUUAGCUAAAGUGUUUUUUUCGGUUUUUAGCUGCUGUUUUUAUCCACCAUUGAGGUUGGGGUGUUUAUUGUUGAGUUAACACAUUAAAUACAAGUUAUAAACUCUGUUUUGGGCCGCGCUGAUUAGCUUUAAUGACAGUGUUGAGUUCUGAACUUUCUCCAUUGGACAGAGGGGCUCGCUCCGUCGAACGUCCGGCCGUUUAUGCAAAUCCGCUCCCGAAUAUGGACACGGAGGAAUGAAAUAUGGUGGAGGAGGCGAACAUGGAGGACCGAGGACCGUGAGAGCGCCGCUGUAGUGUUUUUUUUUUUUUUUUUUUUUUUUUUUUUUCUGGUGGGAGGGGUUUGUUUCAAAAGAAGAAAGUGGAUGUACUUCCAGCGGGACUUUUUAAACGGAGAAUCUCGAUGGAAAGUUGUGUAUUUGCGUUUCUAUUCUCCAGCGCGUCGAGAUAGAGUUAGUUGUAAUGCAGUGAGGAGCAACUUCUUUUUCGGGGGGAUAAAAAGCAGGGCAGGGGGCUUGAGCCCUCUCACCGUCUCGGCGCUAUGCCGUGGGUCAGCAGCGGUAAGCGGAGAGAAAGCUCGGAGCUGCCGCUGCCCGCAGGCUGGGAAGAAGCUAGGGAUUACGAUGGAAGAGUGUUUUUUAUCGACCACAACACCCGGCAAACUUCGUGGAUUGACCCCAGAGAUAGGAUCACAAAGCCGCUGACGUUUGCCGACUGUGUUGGAGAUGAGCUACCUCUGGGAUGGGAGGAGGUCUAUGACCAGCAAGUGGGCGUUUACUACAUUGACCACAUUAAUAAGACCACCCAGAUUGAGAACCCACGGACUCAAUGGCGGCAGGAGCAGGAGCGCAUGCUGAAGGAGUACCUUGUGGUGGCCCAGGAGGCCCUCAAAGCCAAGAAGGAGAUGUACCUGGUCAAGCAGCAGCGACUGGAGCUGGCUCAGCAGGAAAUGUUGCUCUUUCAUGAGCUCUCUGAGGACAACCUCUCCAUCACCAGCACUCUCUCCGGUUCCUCCUCAAAUGCGAAAUACGACCCUGACCAAAUCAAAGUGGAAAUAGCCUGUAGGCGAGAGCGGCUCUCCAGACUGAAGCAGGAGCUGGCCCAGGUGAAGCAGGAGCUACAGUAUAAGGAAAUGGGAGUGGAGACCCUGCAGGAGAUUGACAGAAAGAUGUCCUGCAGUCAAACAAACUACAAGCUGGACGAGGCUCAGGCCAUCUUCAGCGAGCUGCGGAGCAUCAAGAAGGCUAUCAGCACAGGCGAGAAGGAGAGGCAGGACCUCAUCCAGAGCCUGGCUAAGCUGACUAUUAACUUCCAAAGCAACCUGUCAAUCAGCGACUCGGCCAGCGAGGUGGCGAACAGCACUGGAACCACGGGUGACUUGUGCAGUCUGCAGCAGUACUGUGACACGGGCUGUCAGACUGAUAUCAUGGGAGAGUAUGGUUCCCAAGAUUCCUCCCAUUUAGUGGACAAAGUGAAACUCAACUGGCAGUACGAGGAGGCCAAGAAAAAGGUGCAGAGUAUACAGCACCAGCUAGCACAGCUGGACAGUGAGAGCUGGUCUGGGCGGGCCGAGGCGGACCGGGACCGGGACUUCAUGCAGCUCCUGCGUGAGAAGGAGGCCCUCCUGCAGGAGAUCAUCCUGGUGAGCAAGCAGCAGCACUCGCCGGAUACGCUGGUGCAGCUGGAGGAGGAACGCUCCAGGCUAGAGGAGGAGGUGCAGAGGGCCCACAGCUCCCAGAGCCAAGGAGCCAAUCAGAGGAUGCUGCAGCAGGAGAAGAGGAACGCUCUGCUCAGACAGCUGGAGGAGGCAACACGCAUCACCACUUACCUUCAUUCCCAGCUGAAAAGCCUGUCGGCCAGCUCCCUGACGGUGUCGUCCAGCAGCAGCCGUGGGUCUCUGGCCUCCAGCCGGGGUUCCCUGGCCUCCAGCCGAGGCUCCCUCAGCUCCAUCAGUUUCAGCGACAUCUACGGUGUCCCCCAGUACGAGCGCCACGACGGGGCCGGGGAGCCACUUGACCCCCACUUCCGUUACCUGCUUCCCCCAGAGACCACGUCUAGAGACUGCUCCAUGUUCACCGCCGACCCACUGACCCAGAGCAAAACCAAACGCUCCCAUGACACCCCCCAGUCCCUGGCAUCCCUUUCCUCUCGCUCUUCACUUUCCUCCUUAUCACCGCCCAGCUCCCCGAUGGACACGCCGUACCACUCUGCUCCCCAGGACUGCCCCCUCACCCAGAUGACGGAGGAGUACAUGGAGCAGGCGCGAUGCGGUCUGUUAGAGGGGUUGCGGGUUCAGUCUCAAACCCUUUCACACACCGCCAUGUUGAGCAGCGAUGACGCAGCGAGCCCAGCCGCCAUGCAUCAGCUGGAUAACAAGAGUCACAGAGACAGCGGGGCUCAGACAACGUUCAACUCCACAGGAGUGACUCUGAGAGGAAACAGCGCUAACAGAAGUGGCAGGAGAGCCAGGAGAGUCUCCGCAGGUGUUUCUGAAGACGCUCUGGCCACGGACAGCGGUGUGUUUGAGGCGUGGGGCAGAAGGGCAGAGGAGUUUGACGAGCUUUCGUACAUCAAAGAGCUUUCGUCUGCAAGUGAGCCCACCCAGAUCCAGCUGGGGCUGUUGUUGGAGUCGACUUCUCAGUCUCUUCGACUGCACCUGCUGCAGCUGAAGAAUCUGAAUAGCUCGGUUGUGAGAGAUGGUUAUAAAGUGUUCGUGAAGGUGCACUUGAUUCCACUGGACGCCAGCAGGGCCUGUGCGUUUUACUGUUGUACAGCGUUGGAGCCACAAUGCCAGAUGAGUUUCAACGAAGGCUUCCGCAUACCUGUCCCCGCAAACGCCCUGACGGUGUGCGCUCUGCAGCUGUCGGUCUGUUCGCUGGGACCUCAGGCUCAGGAGGAGCUACUGGGUACAGCCCAGGUUAGCCUGGCAGACUGCGAGGGAAGUGCAGAGAUGGUUUACCACUGGCUGAGAGUCCACAUGCUGAAUGGGACAGAGCUGCAAAGGCCUGAACAAAAGAGCCUUAGCCACCGCAGACACCAUGACGGCCAGGAUGACGAACACAGACCCAGAGCCAUGGAUAACAUGAGCAAUCUGCUGUCACGCAACACCACCACCCACCAGGAGGAGCAGAACACUGAGCUGGAGCUGCAGAGGUUUGAGAAGAAGGACGAGCGUGGGGAGGCCACAUCUGAAAGGAGUUGGCAAGCAGAGUCUGUGGACAGUGGCUGCAGCAACAGCACGGCGUUCGCGACUCCCUGCUCAGAGGGCCUGUGGGCUGAGGGCGUCUGCAUCACCACUGGAGGGCGCUGUGAUCGGGCAGCCAGCAAGCAGUCUACAAUAAAGGUUGAAAAAGCCACCAUGACAGAGGGCCUGUUCCCAGAGCCGGUGAGAGUUCGGCCCAAAGAGAGGGGAGGUCGCUGGGGCCACGCCUCGCCAUUCAUGCGUGGCAGCACCAUUGUUCGCUCUCAGACCUUCUCACCCGGUGCACGGAGUCAGUAUGUCUGCAGGUUGUAUCGCAGCGACAGUGACAGUUCAACUUUACCAAAGAAGUCCCCUUUUGUCAGAAACACGUUGGAAAGAAGAACAUUGCGGUAUAAGCAGCAGUCGUACCGCUCAUCCCUGGCCGAGCAGCCAACACGCACCUCCCUGGACCUGGAGCUGGAUCUUCAGGCUUGCAGGACCCGUCAGAGGCAGCUGACAGAGGAGCUGAGCGCCCUGAGAGAACUGAAGCUGCGAUUGGAGGAGCCCCAGUCGAGGGAGGGCACUGAGCUCCCCCACUGGGCCCUGAGGGACGAGCACUUCCGCUGCUUACUCAGAGAGGCCCAGAGACAGGCCAACCAAAGCAAGCAGGAACAGCGUCAAGAGGAGGCAGCAGAGAGGAGGCUGAGGAAGGCUUCCAAAGAAGUUCUUCAGAUGAGAGGGCAAAGCCAGAAGGAGCCCCUGCCUGUGCAGACAUUCAGAGAGAAGAUGGCUUUUUUCACCAGACCAAGGUUCAACAUACCUCCUUUACCAGCUGACGAUGUAUGAGAACUCACCUCUGUAUUAUCUGACUAAACAUGAAGUAUUUGUCACAGUUUCUGAGCUGAUGAAGUACAAAGUUCUUUCUAUGAUAGCUACAGGACAGCGACCUGCAGAUGAAGAUCCAGAUUUUUUACAUUUUCAGAAGCAUUCAUGUGGCUGUUACAAACACAAACACAGUUACUGACGACAGCCCGGCUGUACAAAAUCCUUUUUUGGGGAAGAGGACUUUCAAUUAUCUUUUUACUCCUGAGUUACUUCUAUUUGUCUAUUUGUGCUUGAAAAAAAGACAAAAAAAAAAAAGCUGGAAGACGGGAACAAAAGUCAGUUUGGACAAAUUCACUGUACUGUAACUUAUUUUAUAGUACUUUUCCUUGAAGGAAAUAAAACACUUCCUGCUUUUUAAAUGUAUUUUGUAGCUUUGAACAAAUAGCACUUCAGAGUUUUUACAUACAGUAAAUGAACUAUUGUCUAUGUGCUUCUGUUACUUAAUUCUUAAGAGUUAUUUACAUAAAAUGUCACUGUGUAAUCCACUUUUAUUACAGAUGUCAUUGUUAUUUUGUGCUUAUGUUAUUAAAAUUAAUAUUAUUUCAUGUA
Messenger RNA from Melanotaenia boesemani (Boeseman's rainbowfish), 4770 nucleotides. It is a transcript of the gene wwc3, whose product is annotated as WWC family member 3. Bases 697 to 4182 code for a protein of 1161 amino acids. Gene Ontology annotation, cellular component: cytoplasm. The transcript has 23 exons. Gene Ontology annotation, biological process: cell migration; regulation of DNA-templated transcription; regulation of hippo signaling. Gene Ontology annotation, molecular function: molecular adaptor activity; kinase binding. The record is from RefSeq and is a predicted model, not a curated record. NCBI's taxonomy places the organism in Eukaryota, Metazoa, Chordata, Actinopteri, Atheriniformes, Melanotaeniidae.